UAUCCUCACUUUCAUCUUUGUCAUGUGGGAGGGAAGAUUACAGAAUGAUUGCAUUUGGGGCAGGUUUUUUUUUCUUAUUUUUUAAUUUUAUUAAAUAUAAGAAUUACAAUACGCUUUAAAAUGUGUAAAAAAAAAAAAAAAAAAAAAAUCUACAUGAGGGGGCGUAAUGUCCACGAUAUCCAACUAUUGUCACUGUAAAAUAAAUAAAGUAUGAUGUGCGAAAAGUAUGUUUACACCAGAGAAGUGUGUCCAAAAGGGUGGCAUUUUUAUUAGAUGUAUAAAAAUCUUAAUUUGAAUAAAAGCAUCAUCAUAUACACACAAUUUCACAUUUUUUUUAAACCUUAAUUCAGUUUUCACAACACUUUUAAAAAUAGAUAAUUGCAAAUGUUUUUUGGGCAUCUCUGUAACUUUGUACCACGGUCCCUGUGCCCUGUUGUGGAAAAUGAAAAAACAGACAGUGUGUCGACUUGAUGCUUUGAUAUUUUAUCUGCAUCAUAUGGUUUUGUGGCAAGUGGUAGCUCUGUAAGUUUCUGUGCUAAUGCCUAGAGUCAAAGCCCCAGAAUGCCACAGAGACAAAACUGAACAAGGCACUUAACCCUAUCAGACUGGAUUUGCCUUCAUUUAUAAGUCCACAUGAAUAAAUGUGUUUUUAAAGCCAAGUCAAAGUAAAUAAAUGUUUUUCUAAAGGAGAAGUGUGAGGAGAAGUUUAGCUAGUGAAUUUAAGCUGCUUUCUUAAGUAAAACUGAAUGCAAGACUGAAGUCUGACACACUGAUCUACAACCAAAGGUUUGCACCCCUCAUUCUCCCUGGUCUUACGUUAAUAUGUUUAUGCCUUACAUCUUUGAACCUGUACAUUUGCAUUAUAUUAUAUUUGCAUUAUAGUGAUAAAUAAGUGAAUGGUGGGAAACUAAUGGCCAUGCAAGUGCACCUUGGGUAUCUUGUAAUAUAGUUUCUGAAAGCGCCAGCUUGGUUCUGGAUGAACUUUAUUGACAUAAGUAUGUUUGAACACUUUUUUUCUUGGAUUUUUCUUUCUUGGCCUGUUUUAUAGAACAAGCCAAAAUAUGCAAACACAUGCACCUCAGUACAGCUGUUCUUGCUUUAUUGGCAACAAAAGCGUAAUGCUAAUAAAGAAGAAUAGGAGAAAUGUCUGCAAACUGGAGCAACUCAGAAAUUGCUCAUCAGCAUGAGAUGAAUCAUUUACAAGUGAAUCAACAGCAGACUCUGAAAAUGCUGCAUAAGUGAGAAAAUGCAGCCAGUCAAAAAACUUAAAUGUUUGAAACAAUUUCCACCAAUUUAUUUUCUGUGAAUUUUUUUUUGGUCUUGGCCAAUUCCCACCCACCAGCAGUGGUCUCUGUUGUAUGCUCUCUAGACUCCUGGGCCAUGGCUCACUGUGGCAUCAUCAGUAUUUGAACUUGCGAUGUCCAAAUAUUAGGGUGAACACUUUUCUGUUUUACCAGUUGGGAGCCCCGUGGGAUUUCUUAUAUGCCACUCUUUGUGUAAUGGGAUUUUUUUUAUAGUAAAUGUGAAAGUGUGCAUCCCAUUAAAAUACAAUAUAUAGCCAAAAGUUUGUGGACACCUGACCAUUACACCCAUUUGUGGGCUUUCACCAAACUGUUGCCACAAAGUUGUAAGCACACAAUUGUAUAAGCCUGAUCUCAACCCCAAUGAACACCUUUGGGAUGAACUGGAACACCAACCGCACCCCAGGCCUCUGCGCCUGACAUCAGUGCCUGACCUCACUAAUGCUCUUGUGGUUGAAUGAGCACAAAUCCUCACAAAUUUUUCCAAAAUCUAGUGGAAAGCCUUCCCAGAAGAGUGGAUUCUGUUAUAGCAGCAAAGGAGGGGGACAACUCCCCCUUUGGUUUAUGGUUAAUGACCAGAUAGUGUGAAUGAUGCAUAGCAUGAACAUUACCAGUAAAGGAAUGCUGAUAAUAUCUAGGUUCUCUGUUUUCCUGCCAAACCAGGAUGGUAGAUGGAUUGGCUAUGAUCAAUUGUCUGUGUGUGUGUGUGUGUGUGUGUGUGUGUGUGUGUGUGUGUGUGUGUGUGUGUGCGCCCUCUGAUGGACUGAUGUCCCAUUCCGGAUGUAUUCCCACCUCCCACCAAGUCUUCCGGGGAUAGGCCCAGAUCCACUGCAACCUCGACCAGGAUAAAGCAGUUACAGAAGAAUGAAUGAAUGAAUACAGAAAAUGAGCAGAGACAAACAGCUUACAUAAGCAUUCAAACAAAUACAUGUUUUGUCAGUUUGAUUGCUUUUUUGUGUAGAAUCUUUUUUUUUUUUGCAUUUUUUUUUUUGGUAUACAUUUAUUCAUUGACCAAGCUGUGUGUUUAUUUAUUUAGGCAAAGUUAUUAAUUGUGUUAUUAUAUGUGACUAUAUAUUUUAUUUAUAUAUAUUAUAUAUUUGUGCUAUUGUUUGUUUAACUUUGUCAGAUAAGCUAGUAUAACAUGUAGCUAUAACAGACCCAGGAGUCGUGGACAGUAAUGGCCUGUGUGUCUAUAGUCUACAGGAUGGCAUGAAGAACCUUUAGCAUGCCUUCAGUCUCCAUGGCAAAGCUUUGGGACGGUUUUUGCACAGGAAACACUGUCAGAACUGCUUUACCCUAACACCAGUGUUUUUACUCAAACAUCUAGCUAUAAUUUAAUGUUGAUAUUAUGAAUGAAUUUCGGGAGUCAGGUUCAGUUGAGGCUGCAGUGUAGCGCCAUUAGACAGAUAGUGAAAAUGGAUUAAAAGGUAAUCCGUUAGGGGUAAGUGGAAUAAAAUGUCACUUUUUCAGUGAACUGUUACUAAAAUAAAGUAAUAUAUGGUAAUAUAAGUAAAACUCGACUUUAUUUUUUUUUUCUGUGUGUCAUUUUGUGAUGCUGCCCGGCUCCCUGUGAGGAAAACAAUGCCUUUUCAUGGCUCACGUGCGGCACAGGAAAGAAAGUUCUCGAUAACUCAAGACAUUCUUAAGUAUAGACACUGAGAAUAUUGUAUUAAAGUGGUUAUAUCAUUAUUCAAGUUCUUACGACACCACGUAAACAUUUUCUACACAUCCACGCAAGUGCAUUCUGGCUCAUUCAUUAUAUUUUGUUCAUCUGGCUCGUUCAUUAUAUACAUUAUAUUAUAUUUGUAAUGGGUAUUUUUACUCUACUGUUUUGCUUUACUUUGUAUACCACUAAAAAAAAGAAAAAGCCAUACUAAGUGUCUGCAAAAGAUUUUUAUUUCAUUAUUAAUUUCUGGUACACUACCCACAAUCCCAUUCGAUUUCAUGCUGAUAGGUAAAGCAACGGUGCAGCAUCGCUUUAAUCCUUUAAUCUAUCCAGCUCAUCUGUACACUUUGCUUUAACUUCUUGAAUUAUUAUUAUUAUUAUUAUUAUUAUUAUUAUUAUUAUUAUUAGGGGGCCAAGCACCAAAAGUGCAUUUUCUUCAUCUUCUUCUUCUUCUUCUUCUUCUGGCUAGGAUAUCUAUGGCAGCCCAUAGAACCAUUUGGUAAAAAGUUUGCCACACUCAUUGGGGAGGGUCUAAGCAACAUUCUGACCAAAUUUGGGCCAAGUGUUGCCAACACUCUAAUGCCAUCAUCGAGUCAAAUUUGGGCUUAAUUUGGAAGUACGUUUAUGGUCAUAACUUUUGAACCAUGUGUCCAAAAUUUAAAAGCCAAUGCAAUUUAAAAGCCAAUGCAUUAUAGCCCAUUCACCUCAAGGUUCGAUGUUUUGUGCAUGCUGAGAUGCUUUUCUGUUCAUCAUGGUUGUACAGAGUAGUUAUUUGAGCUACUAUAUUCUUCCUGGCAGCCCGAUCACCCUCCUCUGACAGUGUAAAUGUAAAAAAAGUCCCAGUAUAAUCAAAUUAAUAAAUGAUUACAUAGAACACUCAUUUAAGGUUUAUGCAUAAUGAUAAUUCAGAUGCAAACUUGCAAACUGAUUUCUUGUGGAAAAGAUUGCAUAAUGGAGACAAUUGCAUUGAUCCACAGUUUAUACCAGUGUGACAGUGAAAAUGUCUAAUGUACAGCCAGUUUAUGUUCAUGACAAAAAUAAACCUUUGUAAAAAAAACAAAAAAAAAAAAGAGUUGUGUUUAUUUACGAGGUUCAUUCAGCUGCACAGCUUGACCAUAAAUGAUCACAGAGAAGCCUGCUAGCAGUGAAAGUUAUCUCUCUCAGCAGUGAGCUGUAAAUGCUUUCAAGGCAUUGGCUUUUGUUUUUCUACAAUCUCAGAGUGUCCUGCAGUUGAACUCCAGCUAGCACAAAAAAACUGCUCAUAAAACCGUCAGCUAUGACGCGUAGGUUAGUCUUUUAUUGCCUUUGACCAGGCACAGAGGAUCUGUGGGGGAUGCAGGGUUGAUAAGCAAACCUUUCUGAGUGUGGUGUAUGCUGAUUCCACUCUGUGGCUACUCAGACUGGGCACUUCAGCUGUUUACAUCUUUGCGAUGCUGGUUGAGAAUGAAGCUAUGGUGCAGAAACUUCAGGAGUGGACUAAGGGGGGCAGCGAUCUUUGUCAGGCAUUAGGACAACUCUUGUUGAAAGAUGAGCCUGACGUUGUACUGAGUGCUGCUGGAGCUGUGGCAUCACUGGUUGAAACCCCAUCAGGACUGCAGUGGCUGCUUCAGGAGCAUGCCGUGUUCAGCCAAGUCCUUGAGAGAGUCACUUGCCUUCUGAGCCACGAGAGAGAGAGAGUGGUUAACUUGGCUGCUUUCAUUCUAGCACGGCUCUCUCUGUAUGAACCGGCCUGCGAAAGGCUUCUAUGUGACCCGUCAGCUUCGAUGAUUUUUGGGCGUUUAGUUCAGUGCCUGACCCACAGCCGCACAGACACUGCUGUGAAUGCAUCCUUCACUAUUGGAUGCUUGUGUGGGAGUGAGCAAAGCAGAUGCCUGAUCCUGGCUGAAGCCAAAGAGCAAAAGCUGGUGAGUGGUCUGGAAAUGCUAUUGUCCAAUGGGGCGGAGUCAGAGGUGGGGCAAACAGCUUGCUUUGCAUUGAGUUGCUUGGCAUCUAAGGAUGAUGGACACACCUUGUUAAUGGAGAGCCCGUCCUUACCCGGUUUGUUGGAUGGUCUACUAAAUUUAUUGAAAAGUGGAGACCCAGACAGCACUUGGUUUGCUGCAAUGACAGUGAGAGUGUUCGUGUCUCGACCACAUGGAGUGAUUCGAGUUAGAGAGCACAGCACUUUGGAGGAACAACUAAAGCGUCUCUCUGUGUCUCCAUCCACGGGCUUGGAGCUGCAGGAGGAGCUUAGUGCAUGCAUGAGGAAAUUGAAGCGCCUUCCUAAACCAUCCCCUGUUACUGUCCAGCACCAGUCAAUGGCCUGCAUUGCAUCAUGGGAGAGACUGGAGCCAGAAAGUGGCCUGGAAGUUACCUAUAGUCUCUUUGAUGGAGAUACCAUGUUGUACCGUGGCCCACGGUGUCAAAUCACUUUACCUCAUUCCCAUUUCCAGCACAAACUGUCGCUGUCUCUACGGCUUAGUCUCUCUACGUCAGAUGGUGAUGUGAGUCCCUUUAGCGAACGUGUGGAGAUAAGAGUGGAGGGGGUGGAGAUUAGACCGGGGCCUCCGCAGGACCUGCGUGUUAUCUCCUGCACAGCUACUGAGGUGCGACUGAAAUGGGCGGGGCCAGAGGGAAAUGUCAAGCCCAGAUCAUUCCAGGUUUACUGUGACGAUGUGCUGCUGGAGACCACCAGAGAGCUGGGGACUACAGUGAGCUCGCUGUCUCCCAGCACUACGUACACGAUAAGCAUUUGUGCACUGGGUCCAGGAGACACAAGCAGUUCUCGGUGUAGUGUUGUUAUUCACACUGCAGAUGGUCAAGCUCACGCUCCCAGUGGCCUGGUGGUUGCUGUGCUGGGAUGCCACAAGCUCCAAAUCAUCUGGGCUGCUCCAGCGGUGCCACUCGGCCGCCUCUUCUCAUAUGAGCUACGUCUGAACGGGUGUGUGGUAUACUUGGGCAGAGAGUGCAUGUACACGGCACGCCAUCUUACCGCCAACACACCAUACACCUGCACAGUGACAGCCAUCACCUCCAGGGGGCGCUAUCAGAGCCGGGCUGUCACCAAACGCACAGCCAAGGAGGAAUGUGUGAACAUGAACAGGCCAUUUUAA
This is a messenger RNA of Pangasianodon hypophthalmus (striped catfish), 6059 nucleotides long. RefSeq lists its product as uncharacterized. Gene Ontology annotation, biological process: axon guidance. Bases 4398 to 6059 code for a protein of 553 amino acids. Gene Ontology annotation, cellular component: neuron projection. Gene Ontology annotation, molecular function: transmembrane-ephrin receptor activity; protein binding. NCBI's taxonomy places the organism in Eukaryota, Metazoa, Chordata, Actinopteri, Siluriformes, Pangasiidae. The transcript has 9 exons. The record is from RefSeq and is a predicted model, not a curated record.